AUGCUGAAACUAGAUAUAGCUCAAUUGAAAAACUUUGUCUGUCCUUUGAGGGCUGUCAAAGGCCAAAUAGUGGCUGAUUUCCUCGCUGAUCAUUCAGUGGUCGAAGUUUCGAUAACAUAUGUAGAAUCUGAGCCUUGGAUGUUAUACUUUGAUGGCUCGAGACAAAAACAUGGUACAGGAAUUGGAAUCUUAAUCAUCUCUCCUUUAAGGAUUCCAACAAAGUUUAAGUAUAAGAUUAAUGGAACUUGCUCCAAUAAUGAAGCUGAGUAUGAGGCUUUAAUUGCAGGCCUAAAGAUUCUUUUAGACCUGGGGGCAAAACAUGUUAAAAUCAGAGGAGAUUCUGAGUUAGUAAUAAAGCAAUUAACAAAGGAAUACAAGUGUAUUCAAGAACAUUUGAUGAAAUACUUUGUUAUUGCCUUCUCUUUACUAAAACGUUUCGAUACAUGUGAUAUUCAGCAUGUGCCUCGAAUCGAGAACCAAGAAGCAAAUGAUUUAGCUCAAAUUGCUUCUGGUUACAAGUUAACAAAAGAGAAAUUAGAGGAAUUGGUUGAAAUCAAAGAAAAGCUAAUCACAUGUGAAGCAAUGCCUCAUCAGCUGGGGGCAAAUGAACAAAGUGUCGAAACCAACUCCGAAAUGGUAGAUACACACUUCGAUGAGGUGAUGACAGAAAUCUUCGUCAUUGAUAAUUUGACUGACAAUGAUUGGAGACAACCCAUUGUUAAUUACCUAGAAAAUCCAGCAGGUAUAACUGAAAGAAAGGUGAAGUAUAGAGCUUUAAGUUACACAAUCAUGGGGAAUGAGUUAUUCAAGAAAACACCUGAAGGAGUGUUAUUGAAAUGCCUUAGUGAGAACGAGGCAUAUGUAGUAAUUUCUAAUGCUCACAGUGGGGCUUGUGGUGCUCAUCAAGCAUGCCACAAAAUGAAAUGGCUUUUGUUUCGACAAGGGCUAUAUUGGCCCUCUAUGCUUAAGGAUUGCAUAGAAUAUGCAAAAGGGUGUCAAGAGUGUCAAAAACAUGCAGGGAUACAGCAUGUUCCAGCGAAGGCUAUAGCCCUAACGAAUGUGGAUCAAGAAGCUGUGAUCAAUUUUGUUCAAAACCAUAUUAUUUAUAGGUUUGGGCUUCCUGAGACGAUCACUACAGACCAAGGAACAGUGUUUGUUGGUCGCAAAAUGCAAGAUUUUGCUGAGCAAUCAGGCUUUAAGUUAAUAACUUCGACGCCUUAUUAUGCUCAAGCAAACGGACAAGUUGAAGCGGCUAACAAGGUCAUAAUUGGUUUAAUUAAAAGACACAUGGCUCAAAAGCCAAAGAAUUGGCAUAAGACUUUAGAUCAAGUCCUAUGGGCAUGCAGAAAUUCUCCUAAGGAAUCAACAGGUUCGACACCUUUUCGACUAACUUAUGGUCAUGAUGCUGUGUUGCCCGUUGAAAUAAUGAUGCAAUCAAUUCGAGUGCAAAGGCAACUAGACUUACCACCUGACCAAUAUUGGAAUUUAAUGUUAGAUGAGUUGGUAGAUGUGGAUGAGGAGAGGUUUCAAGCGUUGGAUGCUUUAAUUCGACAAAAGGAAAGAAUUGCUAAAACCUACAAUAAAAAGGUUACGUCUAAAACCUUCGACGUAGGAGAUUUAGUUUGGAAAGUUAUUCUUCCCAUGGAUAGAAGAUAUCGAGUCUUUGGGAAAUGGUCACCUAAUUGGGAAGGGCCAUUUAAAAUUUCCCAAGUAUUAUCAAAUGGGGCUUACGAGAUUGAAGAAUUAACUCCUGAAAAACGUUCAGUCAACAUGCAUAAAAAAUGA
Messenger RNA from Trifolium pratense (red clover), 1785 nucleotides. RefSeq lists its product as uncharacterized. Bases 1 to 1785 code for a protein of 594 amino acids. Gene Ontology annotation, biological process: DNA integration. The record is from RefSeq and is a predicted model, not a curated record. Gene Ontology annotation, molecular function: nucleic acid binding; RNA-DNA hybrid ribonuclease activity. Lineage: Eukaryota; Viridiplantae; Streptophyta; Magnoliopsida; Fabales; Fabaceae. The transcript has 3 exons.